This is a messenger RNA of Coffea eugenioides, 1397 nucleotides long. Its product is annotated as gamma-interferon-responsive lysosomal thiol protein. The coding region runs from base 309 to 1100 and encodes 263 amino acids. Gene Ontology annotation, molecular function: oxidoreductase activity, acting on a sulfur group of donors, disulfide as acceptor. The transcript is spliced from 5 exons. Lineage: Eukaryota; Viridiplantae; Streptophyta; Magnoliopsida; Gentianales; Rubiaceae. The record is from RefSeq and is a predicted model, not a curated record.
AGUUCGUUUGAUGGGUCGUUGAAGUGUGAACGUGAAAGUAGCAAAUACUACUACUAGUUCUCCCUCGUGGAAACUUCAAAGCCAUUAGUGGGCACAUUGCUUGACUGCACGAACUUCCCCAAAUUAAAUUAUUCCGUUGAGCGGACUAAAGCAUCUCUUGCUUGUGAAUUGUGAAAAUGAAACUGAAAGCAACGCGAGGGCACAACACAAAUAUCUAAAACUUAGAGGGCACUUGGCAGACUCCAGCCAGCUUGAAGAUCUCCGAACGACACAAUACUAACUAACUACUCCCUACGCAGUUGUCUGCAAUGGACGCUCGAGGAAGAAGACAUGUACCUCUUCGAUGGCCUCUGCUAAUGCUAUCCUUGAUCAUCUCCUCUUCCUUAAUCUCUGCUACUUCUUCUGAUAAAGUUACCCUGGAGCUGUACUAUGAGACCCUUUGUCCCUACUGCGCCAAUUUCAUCGUUAAUUAUCUGUACAAGCUUUUUGAUACGGGACUCAUCGAGAUCACCGAUCUCAAGCUCAUCCCUUAUGGCAACGCUAAAAUCAGACCCAAUUCCACCGUCGUUUGUCAGCAUGGACCAUAUGAAUGCUUACUGAACACCAUAGAGGCGUGUGCAAUCGAUGUGUGGCCAGAUGUGCAUGCACAUUUUCCCUUCAUCUAUUGCGUAGAAAAACUAAUAUACGAUGGGAAGAAAACUGAGUGGGAGACGUGCUUUUUGAAGUUGGGUUUGGAUGAAAAGCCUGUCACUGAUUGCUAUGAAAGUGGACGUGGAAAAGAGCUUAAUCUAAGAAAUGCAGCAGUGACAGGUGACCUGCGACCUCCUCACACAUACGUGCCUUGGGUAACUGUGGAUGGACAGCCGCUUUAUGAUGACUACAUAGACUUCGUAAGCUUCAUCUGCAAGGCUUACAAAGGAAGUCCAGUGCCUGCUGCUUGCAGUGGAUUGUCUGCAGCUGACGUUAGCGAAAAGGGAAGUUUGAACAUUUUCACUCCGGUCUGCUAUACAGGGGUGACAAUUAAGUCGUUAUUUUCCGGCAUAACAACAGCUGUAGCAUCAUGGGUGCGGGGUGUUACAGAGGCGGCAGCUUGGGAAUAGAUCCAUGUUGCUCUAUAUCAUGCUCAGGCUGCUACUGUCUAAGAAAAGACACUACUGUAAUUAGUCUGUUCAUAAGGAGGUUAUUCUACUUUAAGCUAUAGGAAAAACGUUAUGCUUUUUCUACAUGAUUGUAAGGUUCUCGUAAUGAUCAUAUGUCGCCUGUGAACGACGCAAGUAUCCAUGGAUCCGCGAAUACAAAAACUAUACCAUCUUAAAUGUUCUACGUGUGUAAUUUGAAGGAAAAGCAGUCUUUUGCUUGUAAUAAUUUCGACUUGUUAUAUGAUUCAAUCUUGAAUA